AUGUUUGCACUUGUGUUGACUGCUCUAGUUGCUCCAUCUGCUGAAGGAUCUGGUUUGGCAGGUAUUAAAGCUAUUUUGAAUGGUGUCAGAGGUUUAAAGGAUGUUCUAAGUAUGAAGACAAUGAUUGUGAAAUAUUUAUCAUUACCUGCAGUCCUUACAGCUGGUUUAUAUAUCGGUAAAAUGGGUCCUUCCAUUCACAUUGUCACUUGUGCUGCUAAGAAUUUACUGAAAUUUAGAUUAUUCGAGUCCAUAAGAAAAACCAAAACUCUGAAACAAGAAAUGAUUGUAUGUGGUAUUGCUGUCGGUUGUGCAGCUAACGAUGGUGCUGUCGUGGGAGGUGUAUUGUUUGGAGCAGAGUUAGUUGGUACCUAUUAUUCUUUGAGAAACUAUUUCAAGAGUUUUUAUGCAGCUUUUAUUGCCUGCAUGACUUCUCGUUUAUUGCACAGUGCUGUCAAUUUGAAUAUCAAACCAUUCUUGACAUGGAAUGUUAAGAUUGUUCCUCCAUCUUUCACUCUUCCAGAAUUAUUUUUCAUGCUUUUUGUUGCCAUUGUAAUGUCUUUUGUUGGUAUUGCAGUAGUCUUUGUCAAUGAACAAUUGCUUGUUUUGAGAGAUAAAUAUGGUAAAUUGCAUCUUGGACCUUUCAAGUUUGCCAAGUAUGCCACUAACAAAUUGGUAAUUUUAACAGAAAACAGAAUUAUUUUCACAAUUAUUAUUACUCUCGUUACUAGUUUCCUUUCAUUCCCUCAAAUGAUUGGUAAAUAUAUGAGUAUUGGUGGUGUGCCUAUUUUCGAAGAAUUAUUAAUGGCAAAACCUUUAACAACAGUGAAUGGCGCUAAGGGAGAAUGGAUUCAAGGAAAUAUUUCAGAAGUAUUUAUUACAAUUUCUAUAUUUAUUACUGUCAGAUACAUUUUGGCAAUUCUUACAACAGUUUUGCCUGUUUCUGGUGGUUCAUAUUUGCAAUUGUUGAUUAUUGGAGCUUCAUUUGGUAGACUUGUAGGUGAAGGUCUUGCCUUUAUUUUACCUGAUGGUUUUAGUCCAAACCAUCCGAUUGUUCCAGCCAGUUAUGGUCUUGUUGCUGCUGCUGCUUUGACUAGUUCACAAACGCAGGCCUUCAGUUCUGUAUUUAUUCUGCUAGAAUUAACAGGUCAUGGUGUUCACUUACCUGCAUUGGGAGCAUCCUAUAUUGGAGUUGUUAUUUCCAGAUGGUUGUCUUACAGUGCCUAUGACUUUGUUAUCAAGUUUAGAAAAUGGCCAGCUGUCCUUGAAUCAACAACUGACUCUGACGAUAUUAGAGUUAAAUACGUCAUGCAAUAUGUUGAUAGUUUGCCAAUUUUGGAAGAAAAGGCAAGCUUGAGAAAGAUUGGAGAAUUUUUGGAAAAGCCAGAUUUGGCCAAGACUAUUCCAAUUGUUAAUAAUAAGAGUGAUUUACUUCUUGUUGGUUGUGUCAAUACUAAGAAAUUACAAGAUUAUUACAAUACUAUGAAACCAACUCUUGAAGGCAAUCCUGACUAUGAUACAGAAAUUGAAAUUGAAAAGAAUACUUGUCCAAUUACCAUUUCUGAAGAUACACCUCUCGUUUUAGCUCACUUACUCUUCUCCAAAUUGAAUUUGGAUGACGUGUUCGUUGUUUGGAGAGGUCGUUUAAUUGGUCAAGUUCAAAAGUCUAGUAUUAUUGCUGAGCUUACUGAUAGAAAUGCUGGUUUUGGUGAUGCUUAA
Molecule: messenger RNA, 1716 nt
Organism: Naegleria gruberi
Lineage: Eukaryota; Heterolobosea; Eutetramitea; Acrasida; Naegleriidae
Exons: 1
Coding region: 1-1716 (571 amino acids)
Biological process (GO): chloride transport; transmembrane transport
Cellular component (GO): membrane
Molecular function (GO): voltage-gated chloride channel activity
Source: RefSeq, a predicted model, not a curated record